CCGCCCCGCGCGCUGUCAGAUCCCGGCCGCGGAGGCCCACGACCGACAGCGCCGCCUUCCUCCGCCCCGGCCGCGCCAUGGCCGCCCCCGACCUGUCCACCAACCUCCAGGAGGAAGCCACCUGCGCCAUCUGCCUUGACUACUUCACGGACCCGGUGAUGACCGACUGCGGCCACAACUUCUGCCGCGAGUGCAUCCGGCGCUGCUGGGGCCAGCCCGAGGGCCCGUACGCCUGCCCCGAGUGCCGCGAGCUGUCCCCGCAGAGGAACCUGCGGCCCAACCGCCCGCUCGCCAAGAUGGCCGAGAUGGCGCGGCGCCUGCACCCGCCGUCGCCCGUCCCGCAGGGUGUGUGCGCCGCGCACCGCGAGCCGCUGGCUGCCUUCUGCGGCGACGAGCUGCGCCUACUGUGUGCGGCUUGCGAGCGCUCGGGGGAGCACUGGACGCACCGCGUGCGCCCGCUGCAGGACGCGGCGGAAGACCUCAAGGGGAAGCUGGAGAAGUCCUUGGAGCACCUGCGGAAGCAAAUGGAGGACGCACUGCUGUUCCAGGCCCAGGCUGAGGAGACCUGUGCCUUGUGGCAGAAGAUGGUGGACAGCCAGCGGCAGAAUGUGCUGACAGAGUUCGAGCGGCUGCGUCGGCUGCUUGCCGAGGAGGAGCAGCGCCUGCUGCAGAGGCUCGAGGAGGAGGAGCUCGAGGUGCUGCCCCCGCUCCGGGACAGCGCUGCCCGCCUGGGCCAGCAGAGCGCCCGGCUGGCCGAGCUCAUUGCUGAGCUGGAGGGGCGCUGCCAGCUGCCGGCGCUGGGGCUGUUGCAGGACAUCAGGGACACCCUGCGAAGGGUCCAGGAUGUGAAGCUGCAGCCACCGGAGCUGGUGCCGAUGGAGAUGAGGACAGUGUGCAGGGUUCCGGGGCUGGUGGACGCCCUGCGCAGAUUCCGAGGGGACGUGACCCUGGACCCUGACACCGCCAACCCCGAGUUGGUCCUGUCAGAAGACAGGAGGAGUGUGCGCCGGGGGGACCUGCGGCAGGUGCUGCCCGACAGUCCUGAGCGGUUCGACCCCGGGCCCUGCGUGCUGGGCCGGGAGCCCCUCACCUCCGGCCGCCACUACUGGGAGGUGGAAGUGGGGGAGCGGGCCAGCUGGGCGCUAGGGGUCUGCAGGGAGAACGCCAACCGCAAAGAGAAGGGCGAGCUGUUCUCGGGCAACGGCUUUUGGAUCCUGGUGUUCCUGGGCAGCUACUAUAACUCGUCAGAGCGGGCCUUCACUCCCCUGCGGGACCCGCCCCGGCGCGUGGGCGUCUUCCUGGACUAUGAGGCCGGACACCUGUCCUUCUACAGCGCCGCCGACGGCUCCCUCUUGUAUGCCUUCCCUGAGACCCCCUUCUCGGGGACCCUGCGGGCCCUCUUCUCGCCUCUGUCCAGCAGCCCGACCCCCAUGACCAUCUGCAGGCCAAAAGGCGGGCCUGGGGACUCCCUGGCUCCACAGUGAGGGGCCUCCCUGCUGCC
Lontra canadensis (Northern American river otter) is the source of this 1501-nucleotide messenger RNA. RefSeq names its product tripartite motif containing 11 (gene TRIM11). The record is from RefSeq and is a predicted model, not a curated record. The coding region runs from base 78 to 1484 and encodes 468 amino acids. The transcript has 6 exons. NCBI's taxonomy places the organism in Eukaryota, Metazoa, Chordata, Mammalia, Carnivora, Mustelidae. Gene Ontology annotation, molecular function: protein binding; zinc ion binding.